Molecule: messenger RNA, 4740 nt
Organism: Oryza brachyantha (malo sina)
Lineage: Eukaryota; Viridiplantae; Streptophyta; Magnoliopsida; Poales; Poaceae
Product: ABC transporter G family member 49-like
Exons: 24
Coding region: 19-4455 (1478 amino acids)
Cellular component (GO): membrane
Molecular function (GO): ATP binding; ABC-type transporter activity; ATP hydrolysis activity
Source: RefSeq, a predicted model, not a curated record
ACCACCGCCUCCAUCGAGAUGGUCAUCGCAGCCAAUCAUGGCGGCGACCGCGCCAUUGCUGCGAACGAAGUGGUCCAAGUGGAGGUGGUGGAGACGGAGGACGAGCUGCAGCAGAGGCAGCUCGUCGUCGGCGAUGACGACGACGACCUGGAAGGAGGCCAGGCGGAGAAGGAACGACGACGAGUACCAGAUCAGGACGACGCGUCUACCGCGUGGUGCUCCGCGGCGGGCAGCUUCAGGACGAGCACGAGCCUCGCCGCCGGGGAGAGCGCUGACGGCGAGGUGGACCUGAAGUGGGCGGCCGUCGAGAGGCUGCCCACCGCCGACCGGCUGCGGAUGUCGCUCCUCCCCGCUCGCAGCGCCGCCGCCGUCCCCGCCGGAGCAGCGCCGCGGGAGUUCGAGGUGGUGGACGUGCGGAGGCUGGGGGCGGUGCAGAGGCGGGCGGUGGUGCAAAGCCUCGUCGCCGACGUGGAACGCGACCAUGUCCGGCUGCUCAAGAAGCAACGGGAGAGAAUGGACAGGGUGGGCGUCCGGCCGCCGACGGUGGAGGUGCGGUGGCGCGACGUGUGCGUGGAGGCGGAAUGCCAGGUGGUCGCCGGCAAGCCACUCCCCACGCUCUGGAACUCCGCGCUCUCCAAAUUCUCGCUGCUCGCGGCCAGGCUGGGGUUCAGCCAUCACCAGUCGAAGGUCCAGAUCCUAAAAAAUGUCAGUGGAAUCAUCAAGCCGUCCAGGCUCACUCUUCUCCUUGGACCCCCAGGGUGCGGCAAAACUACACUCUUGAAAGCACUCGCUGGAAAGCUCAGCAAAAGCCUCACGGUAACUGGAGAAAUUGAGUAUAAUGGCGUGAAGCUAGAACAAUUUGUUCCAGAAAAAACGUCAGCUUAUGUAAGUCAGUAUAACCUUCAUGUCUCUGAGAUGACUGUGAGGGAGACACUCGACUUCUCAGCAAGAUUUCAAGGUGUUGGCAGCAGGGCAGAAAUGAUGAAGGAAGUGAUCAGAAGGGAGAAGGCGGCUGGCAUUACCCCUGAUCCUGACGUAGAUACAUAUAUGAAGGCAGUAUCAAUGGAAGGUUUAGAAAGGAGCAUUCAAACAGAAUAUAUUAUGAAGAUCAUGGGACUUGACAAAUGCGCUGACACAAUAGUGGGAGAUUCUAUGAGAAGAGGUAUUUCAGGUGGUGAGAUGAAGAGACUUACCACAGGGGAGAUGAUAGUAGGACCAUGUAAAGUGCUCUUAAUGGAUGAAAUAUCAACAGGGUUGGAUAGCUCUACAACCUUCCAAAUUGUUUCUUGUCUCCAACAGCUAGCACAUAUCUCAGAUUACACCAUACUGGUUUCACUUCUUCAACCAUCCCCUGAAACUUAUGAUCUUUUUGAUGAUAUUAUCUUUAUGGCAGAAGGAAAAAUUUUGUGUCAUGGCUCAAAAAGUUUCAUUAUGAAUUUUUUUGAAUCAUGUGGGUUCAAGUGCCCUGCAAGAAAAGGAGUCGCUGACUUUCUUCAAGAGGUUUUGUCAAAAAAAGAUCAACAACAAUACUGGAGUCAUAGCGAAAAAAGAUACAGUUUCAUGACCGUCGACCAGUUCUGUGAUAAAUUUAAAGCAUCUCAAGUUGGUGAGAAUCUUGCUGAGGAUCUUUCUAAGCCAUAUGAUACAUCAAAAGGGCAGGAGAAUGUCUUGUCCUGCAGCAUCUACUCACUGUCCAAGUGGCAUCUCCUCAAGGCUUGUUUUGACAGAGAGCUUCUUCUGAUGAAAAGGAAUGCUUACGUUUACAUAACUAAAGCUGUUCAGCUUGGACUACUUGCGGUUAUUGCUGGGACAGUAUUUCUGCACACAGAUAUGAAUUUCGAUAUAAUUAAUGCUAACUACUACAUGGGUUCACUCUUCUAUGCACUGAUCCUGCUAAUGAUGAAUGGAUUCCCCGAAUUGGCCAUGGCAAUUAGUAGACUGCCAGUCUUUUACAAACAGAGAGAUCACUACUUAUAUCCUGGAUGGGCUUAUGCAAUACCAGCUUUUUUCCUAAAAGUUCCAGUCUCUUUAGUUGAGUCAAUAGCUUGGACAUCAAUAUCUUAUUAUCUCAUUGGAUAUACUCCAGAAACGCCCAGAUUUUUCCGUCAGCUCCUCGUCCUCUUCCUCAUCCACACAGGAGCAUUGUCAUUGUUCCGAUGUGUUGCUUCAUACUGCCAAACAAUGGUGGCUGGUUCAGUUGGUGGUACAAUCUCAUCUCUAGUCAUCCUUCUAUUUGGCGGCUUCCUCAUUCCUCGAUCAUCAAUGCCUUAUUGGCUAAAAUGGGGGUUCUGGUUCUCUCCAUUGUCGUAUGCUGAGAUAGGUUUAACUGGAAAUGAGUUUUUGGCACCAAGAUGGCUGAAGGUCACAAUGUCUGGUGUAACAAUUGGGAGGAGGGUACUAACUGAUCGUGGAUUAGACUUCCCUGACUACUUUUACUGGAUUGCGGUUGCUGCAUUGGUUGGGUUUAUUUUAUUAUUCAAUAUAGGUUUUGCCAUCGGUUUGACCAUAAAACAAUCUGGAACUUCUCAGGCUAUUAUUUCUCAUGAUAAGGUAAACAUGUUACAUGGCAGAGACCAAAAUAUGACCAAGGAUGUCAAGAUUGGGAUGAGGAAGAUCGCGUUACCUUUCACACCCCUUACACUGUCGUUUCAAAAUGUGAACUACUACGUUCAUGCUCCUCCGGAAAUGAGGGAGAAAGGUUCCAUGGGGAACAAACUACAACUACUCCAUAACAUCACAGGGGCAUUCCAGCCAGGUGUCUUGUCAGCACUAAUGGGGGUUACUGGAGCAGGGAAAACAACCCUCCUUGAUGUUCUUGCUGGAAGAAAAACUGGGGGAGUUAUUGAAGGAGACAUAAGAAUAGGAGGUUAUCCUAAAUUUCAAAAAACUUUUUCUAGGAUAUCUGGCUAUUGUGAACAGAAUGAUGUCCAUUCCCCACAAAUCACAGUGGGAGAGUCUUUAGCAUAUUCGGCCUGGCUACGCCUUCCAGUAGAAAUUGACACAGAAACUCGAAAAGAAUUUGUGAAUGAAGUUCUCCAAAUAAUCGAGUUAGAUGAAAUUAGAGAUGCUUUGGUUGGAAUACCUGGGGUAAAUGGUUUAUCUACAGAGCAACGAAAACGGCUCACAAUUGCAGUUGAACUUGUGUCAAACCCUUCAAUUGUAUUCAUGGAUGAGCCGACAUCAGGUUUGGAUGCAAGAGCAGCUGCUAUUGCCAUGCGUGCAGUUAAGAAUGUGGCAUGCACAGGUCGAACUGUUGUUUGCACGAUUCACCAACCAAGUAUUGAAAUAUUUGAAGCAUUUGAUGAGUUGAUGCUGAUGAAAAGAGGUGGAAAGUUGAUUUAUGCUGGGCCACUUGGACAACAUUCGCAUAAGGUCAUCCGAUAUUUUCAGUCAAUACCUGGAAUACCCAAGAUCAAGGAGAACUACAAUCCAUCAACAUGGGUGCUAGAAGUUACUUCCACGUCUUCAGAAGCUCAACUCGGAGUAGAUUUUGCACAAAUUUACAUGGAAUCAUCAAUGUGCAAGGACAAGCACAUGCUGGUAAAGGGCUUGAGCAUGCCACCUCCAGGUACAAGCGAUCUCCAUUUCCCAACACGAUAUCCGCAGAAGUUCUGGGAGCAGUUCAAAGCUUGCCUAUGGAAGCAGUGCCUGUCACAUUGGAGAACCCCUUCAUAUAACCUGGUGCGGAUCGUCUUCAUGGCAGUUUCUAGCAUCAUCUAUGGAGUGCUGUACUGGCAGCAAGGCAGCAUCAAGAACAUAAAUAACCAGCAAGGUCUCUUCACCAUACUGGGAUGCAUGUAUGGCACCACCCUCUUCAUUGGUAUCAACAACUGCCAGUCAGUGAUGCCAUUCAUCGCAAUUGAGCGCUCUGUUGUAUACCGGGAAAGGUUUGCUGGAAUGUAUUCGCCUUGGGCUUACUCCUUUGCACAGAUAGCUAUGGAGGUUCCCUAUGUGUUGGUGCAGUUAGUCCUGUUCAUGUCGAUAGCAUACCCGAUGAUAGGGUAUGCAUGGACAGGGGUGAAGUUCUUCUGGUUCUUCUACACCAUGUUCUUCACUCUGCUCUACUUCCUCUACAUUGGAAUGCUGCUGGUGUCGAUCACCCCCAACGUCCAGGUGGCCUCAAUAUUUGCGUCCAUGUUCUACACAACACAGAACCUCAUUUCUGGCUUCAUCGUACCUCCUCCACGUAUACCAAUAUGGUGGAAGUGGCUGUACUACAUCUCCCCAAUGUCAUGGACGCUGAAUCUCUUCUUCACCACCCAGUUCGGAUCUGACGAUGGCGGCAAGAUCCUCGUAUUUGGAGAGACAAAACCUAUCGCAGAGUUCGUGAGGGACUACUUUGGCUUCCACCGAGAGCUGCUGCCACUGGCUGCCAUACUGUUGGCGGCCUUCCCUGUCAUCUUUGCCAUCCUCUUCGGUUUCAGCAUCUCAAGACUCAACUUCCAAAAGAGAUAGGCAGAUAUUUACCCUAUAUCUUGAAGAUUAGUAUUGAGAUUACAUGCAUUACAAUUCUAGUAACUAUUUUAUAGAUUUGGUGCACCUUUGGACACUGCAGUCUCCAGUGUGCAACUUUGACACAAUCAGAUAAGUGGGUAAUGAAAGGUUGUAAUGUUGUGAAAGCAUUUUUUUUAUAUCAACUCUCUCUACAUGGAUGAAACUUUUUGUCUUAUCACAUUGCAACCACUUUUAAGAAAUCCAUUCAUGUGUUUAUGUUUUUUGCGUUUGCAAAUUUAUUGACAA